UCAUGUCCCUCACUUAAAAACAGGAGAAAGAAAAAACUCUCUCUUUUCUCCUUUCUUUAAGCAGAUGCCGGCAGUGGCCCGCACGAGGCUGGAGGUAGUCACUCGAAUAUUCAUAGGAGGUCAAAUUGGGCAUUUCAAGAUCCCGCUUACUACCGUUUACUGCGAAAGAAAAGAAAAAUACGCACCACCAUAAAUGAAAAAUAAUGACAGUGUACUAGUGUUGAUUAAUUAAUGGAGUAGCAAAUGUAAGGUCCACUUAGUGAGGAGGAGGAGGAGAAGAUAAGCUGGACUCAAGAUUUCAACUUUUUAUUUUUCUUGGGAUAUAUGAAGGACUUCAACUUUGGCUUUGAAUUUUCAUUUAUGCCUUGUUUCACACUCUACUGCUACGUAAUUGGUAAAGUUGCUUAAUUUUUGGACGUGGUUGUUUGUCAUGGCUAUGCUUUCCAAAGUUCAUAGCAAAAUGAAGGCUACAGAAAACCCUUUUAGGAAUCUACAAAUUCUGAGAGUUUACCUGCUGUACAAGUGCUGCUCUUUAUGACGUUAGAGGCUUUAGAAAGAUUGGUUUUUCUCGGGAGAUUUAAUGGAUUUAGAAUUUGUAGUGUUAGUACAUUAGGGAAUCUAGGUGGCUCCAUAUCUGUGUGAGUGCCUCUGGUUUUGCACAUGGAAAGUACAUGAAUUGCCAUUACAGUUUACAUCUAAGGUUCAGAUGUUGAGUUUUGAGAACCAAGAGGAUCCACUACAGGGAGUUUGUGUUACUUUCCAAAACCAUGAAGAAACUUUGUGUGUGGAUUUAAUGGUAGACAAUUCUACAUUGCAGUUCCAGAUGCUUAAAGUGAUUGAACUUGGUCUUGUGCGGAUCAUUUCCUUUUUUGCAUCUAUGCAAAAUGUAUCUUCUGCCUAGAUUUCUUUGCGGGUUUGAUUUAGGGGCAUCAUAUUGUCUGGCUUAGUAUGACGAUUGAUGUAUAUGUCCUCACUGCUUUCUGUUAAAGGGCAAUCACCUAUUGAAGGGUCCUAUGUCAUUGUUAUUGUUACUUCUCUAGUUUCUUAUCUUCCGGAUGCUCUGAUAUCACAUACUUGGCUCUUGGACAUAUUGCCUAUGCCGUGCUAUCAAACAUGUUUACACUGGUGAACUGUGCAGUUGAUGGCAAGGUUCAUUCGACUGUCCAUUGAAACACUCGACUGAACUGAGUUGUGUUUAAUUCUUAUCUGGAAGCGAUCUGUCAUCAUGUAAUUUGCAGGUCAUUAUCUAUCUUGGUCACUUACUUUACUGUUAUGCAGCAAGUUUGAGGGAGAUUUAUGCACAUAAUUUGCUGAAAUUCUGGUUCUUUUCAGCAAAUAUCAGUUCUUACAAAGGUCCUGUUCUACACUUUACACAUGGCAGCAUAUGAAGAUCUGCCACUCAGCAUGAUCAAGAAACUAGCAAAGGAAUUGAAGAAUCUUGAAUCCCCGCCUGAGGGCAUUUUAGGGGUAAAUGAUUAUGAUUUUUCAGUCUCAGAAGCUGGUAUUGAAGUCCCAGCUGUAACUGCAUAUAAAAAUAAUGUUUCUCGCAUGAAGCAGCUAUUGUCUCAUGACAUUAGACACCCUCCUCCAAAAGGAGGAUCAUCAGACCAAGAAUCGAUUGGGUCUGAGACAAAAAGAUCUAGUGUAUCAUCUGGCAGUAGGUCUCGUAUCCACAAAGAGUUUCUUUCAAGGUUUGUGGACAGUCAAACUCUGACAGCCAGACUUGAAGACUGGUUUGAAUUGAUAUCAGAACAGUCUGGAAAAAAAAAGUCUGCAUUUGAUGUUCCAUUUGAGUUGAGAGAACUUCAAAAGUUUGAUUAUGCAUUGGAAGGGGUGUCAUUUCAGCAGCUGGUUCGAAUGCCCAAUGCUGUCUAUGCUUCAACGUCUGAUGCUGCGGAAGCAACUGCUUAUCUUGCCAUUGAAGACUUUCUACAUGCAAGUGUGAAGGGCUUGUGGGAGGCCUUUUGGAGUCAGGAUGAUCCCAUUCCUUUCUCAGUUGCUUGUCUAUACAAGGAAAACUUGAAAUUCUACCAGGCUGAGAAAGCAAUAGGUAGUGGAAAGCUCAGUGGUCUUUGUGCCUCUGGUGUAUUACUUAACAACCCUAGACAUCCUUAUGGAAAGUGGGACCAUAUUCUUGAACUGGCCCUUCUAAGGCCUCAUAUCAGAAGUGUUGCUGCAGGAAGUGACCGGAAACUCUCUUUAUCUGUUAUGGGUGAGGCUCUCUUCUAUGCUUUACGCAUGCUGCUAUCAAGAAGCUUGAGCAAAUUGAAUUCUUGUCAGAGUCCUAAUUGUGCCUAUGUUCUUCUUGUUGAUUCUCAAUAUGGAGGGGUUGUAAAAGUUGAAGGAGAUGUAGAAAAAUUGGAGUUUGAUGUGUAUAAUGUUUAUGACUGUUCUGUGGAUUGGAUAAAAAAACAUUGUAAAGUCUCAGUCUCUCCUAUUGAUAGGAUCUGGAACAAACUUGGAAAUGCCAACUGGGGAGACAUUGGUGCUCUACAGGUACUUUUUGCUACUUUCCAUUGUAUCGUGCAGUAUUCAGGGAUGCCUAAGCACUCGAUUGAAGAUUUAGCAGCUGAUCAUGGUCCUCGCCUCCUAACAAGAAGAGUGGCAAGGCAGUUAGGGGAUUCCAGAGUUAAUGGCCAUGGACUAUUCCGGUUUCAGCAACAGAGUGUUUCUCCUGAAAUCAUUGAAGUUCCAGAUGAAUCCAUAAAAAUAAAGUCUGAAGAGUUUAUAAUGAAGCUGGAUGUAGGAUCUGUACUGUGGUUGGAGGACUCAGACCAGCAAAAAGGUUAUCAGAUCAAUGAUGUUGUGCACAAUAAUGAACUAUGGUAUUACAUUGCAUCGCCUGUUAAAGAUCCUGGUAAAUCUUUGUUUCUUUAUGUUGGUUCUCAUCCUUCUCAACUGGAACCGGCAUGGGAAGAUAUGAAUUUGUGGUUCCAAGUCCAAAGGCAAACUAAAAUAUUGACAGUUAUGAGACAGAAAGGUUUAUCUAGUAAAUAUCUACCACAGUUGAGUUCUUCUGGCAGGAUUGUUCACCCUGGACGGUGUCAAAAACCCAGCUCAGGUGGGAAUUGUGAUCACCCAUGGUGUGGUACCCCUAUUCUUGUUACCAGUCCUGUUGGUGAGACAGUUGCUGAUAUGGUAAAUGCUGGCAGAUUUGCUUUGGAUGAGGCUAUCAGGUGUUGUCAUGAUUGUUUAUCUGCACUUUCUACUACUUCUUCUGCCGACAUUCGGCAUGGAGACAUUCGGCCAGAGAACAUAAUUUGUGUGAGGUCUGGUGUGAGGCAUCCUUAUUUUGUUCUUGUUGGUUGGGGUCAUGCAAUUCUUGAAGACAGGGAUCGUCCUGCGAUGAAUCUCCAUUUUUCAUCUACCUUUGCGCUUCAGGAGAGAAAAUUGUGCUCAGCUUCAGAUGCAGAGAGCCUGGUAUAUGUGCUCUACUUUGCCUGUGGUGGUGCUUUGCCUGAUUUAGAUUCGGUUGAGGGGGCAUUGCAAUGGAGAGAGACCUCAUGGUCAAGAAGAUUGAUUCAGCUGAAGCUUGGUGAGGUAUCAACUGUGUUAAAAGCAUUUGCUGAUUACGUAGACAGUCUUUGUGGGACACCAUAUCCUAUAGAUUAUGAUAUAUGGCUAAGAAGGUUAAGGAGAAAUAUUCAUGAUGAUGACCAUGGAAAGCAAGUUGACACAUCUGGUUAGGAAUUUUCCACUACCUCAACUGGCAGAAAUGAAUCCAGAAAUCAUCCGGAUCAUUCACUGCCCGGGAGCAGAUGAUACAAUAUGAAGUUUUAAGCAUCUGGGGUCGACUGUUAAACUUGGAUGAUCUGAAGCUUUAUAAAGGAAGAAAAAGAUGGUUCAAAAUUCCGAGAUUGGUUUAAAUGUGCUCCCACAUAGCCUCUCGAUUUUGAUAAUUCUCUUGGCUGUUCCGUCUGUUCUGGAAAUCAUCGGGACAGGUUUGGUCUCUGCACAGACCAAGCCACAUAAUAUAACAUCACCUUUUAUUUUGUUGGCGUGUAGUCCCCUUAUACUACAGAGGUUUAAAACACGGUUGCCUUUUGCUUUGGUGAUGCGUUUCUUAUUAAUACGUGUAGCACUUGUUGAUGGCAUUCCUUUGUAAAGAUACGAUUACCAUGAAAGUUCUGUAAUUGUUUGAAUAUGACAUUCGUACAGGG
Messenger RNA from Populus euphratica (Euphrates poplar), 4160 nucleotides. RefSeq lists its product as uncharacterized. The transcript is spliced from 5 exons. The coding region runs from base 1375 to 3687 and encodes 770 amino acids. The record is from RefSeq and is a predicted model, not a curated record. Lineage: Eukaryota; Viridiplantae; Streptophyta; Magnoliopsida; Malpighiales; Salicaceae.